Cercospora beticola is the source of this 1824-nucleotide messenger RNA. RefSeq lists its product as uncharacterized. The record is from RefSeq and is a predicted model, not a curated record. Lineage: Eukaryota; Fungi; Ascomycota; Dothideomycetes; Mycosphaerellales; Mycosphaerellaceae.
AUGCAGAUGUUUACUCUCUGGGCGUUACAAGCGGUGCUUGUCAAUGGACAGCAUGCAGAAAGAGCAACUAAAGAUGCCAGCGGAACGGCUACAAGCAAUAUUUCCACCAUCAAGUCGGCUUCCUCAAGCCUGAGGCCUGAGUACACAAUAUCGCACCCGACAACAGCCCCUCCGUGUUGCUGGUUUGCAGGCUAUGCCGAGGGAGACAUCGGUGUCAAGGGUAACUUUCAUUACAACACUAGCGUUGUGCAAACCGUGGCUACUGUGUACAGCACGAUAUUGGACUAUGGGGACCAGGAGGAAGUGGCCAACGUAAGCACAAGCUACAUGGCAGAGGAAGAGAUAUACACACGGUUCGGGUUAUGGAUCAGAGGUUUUGAUGGCCACCACUAUAGCCUGUCUAGUGUCGAGAGUGAACUCGGACGACUAGGCGUACCUCUCACACUGGUCUCCGGUAAUUCAUACGCUGGCACACAUGUGUAUCAAGCCGGCUCGACAACCGAGAUCGAUGCUCCAUAUCCUACCCCGUGGUUGGCGUGGAACCGCGUCCAGGUCUGGUACGACACCUCAAGCUCAUGUGGCUCGAUAACGUGGAAAGAUUAUUCGUCGGGAAAUCCAAUCACAACCCAUACGGCGCCUUUCACAUCCGGCUUUGUGUAUGUUUUUGGCCUGUACGGUAUUGGUAUCGGGGACGAUGUGCCAGGUGCCUACACAUCGCGAACGAUGACGCAGACUGGACAAACGUUCACAUCGAGCCACUUUUAUAUCCAGACACUGCCUCUCGAUGCUCCAUUACCAACCCCAGGCUUCUAUCCCUUGCCAUCCGAAGCUAUUGAACGCUACUUGAGUUUUCAGACUAGUGCCUACCCUUGGAUGACUGACUGCAUCCCGGUAGACACGCCGGGCGAGCCUACGGUGCACAUUGCUGUCAAUCAGCUUACAGAAACAUCACGUGUGACAGUCAUGAUGGCCAGAUCUACUACCGACUCAAGGACUCAGCCUCAGCCUCAGGCUACUGGGGAUGCUUCACAGCCGCCAAUGACACCAACUCUUAGUCCUUCGGCUGAUAAUGGCGAUGAGCCUCUGCCAGUGCAGAGCCCAACUGUUGCGGUUUUGGAGAGUGCGUCGAACUCUGUUCCUGAGGUGAUUUUCCCACAGAGCGAGGGACCGGAAUCUGUGCUGGAUGUGGCCACCAUGCAAGAUCAAACGACUCCUGAUCAACAGUCGUCAACUAUCUCUGAGGAAGCAAGUUCGGAUUUUGUGAGUCCUGCCACAGUACCGUUACCAGCAACGUCAAGCCCUGGGAAACCCACUUCCAGCCAAGGUGGUCAAGUUCCCGCCGACAAUGCCGGCGAUGAUAACCUUACAGGCCCGACGGUGGUGAGUCCUGGAGAUACAUCUACUUCCACAGCUGUCCAAGAUGACACACUGGCCAAUACAGCCAACUCUGAACCGUUGGCCACGAGUGUAUUCGACGAGACUUCGGAUCCUAUCGUCGCAGUCUCAAAGUCGAUCUCUGCUUCCUCAACUGUGGAAAUUGGCACAAAGGAGCGAACAGCCGCAUCUCAGACGUCUAGUCUUGUUGUGGCCGAUGAGAGCAGGCCUUCGGGAGGAGGCUGUGACAAUGAGAGCAUACCUCCGGCAGUGGCAAAAGACAAUGAGAGUGAAGGCGCUGCUGGCAGUAUCGGUAGUGCCGCCACGGCUACAACAUCUGGCGCCGUCGUAUCCGAUCGGACCCCACGUCCGGGCCAGGGCACUGAUGUCCGAGCCACUGGUGACGUUGGCAGCGCAAGAGGCGGUAGUGUCGCUUCAACUCCUGGCUAG